Messenger RNA from Sesamum indicum (sesame), 2703 nucleotides. Its product is annotated as COBRA-like protein 10. Lineage: Eukaryota; Viridiplantae; Streptophyta; Magnoliopsida; Lamiales; Pedaliaceae. Gene Ontology annotation, cellular component: membrane. Gene Ontology annotation, biological process: cellulose microfibril organization. The record is from RefSeq and is a predicted model, not a curated record.
GUUAUGUAAUUAAUGUAUAGAUACAUAUGCAUGAACGUUGUCUCCGCAACAAACGGUGCAACUACUGGAAGAGAAUUGGUUGAAUUGAGUACCUCAGAAAUGGCUGUCUCUUAUAAGCCUCACUCACAACCUCUGACAUAGUCUCUUCUUCAGGUUUGAAUCUGUGUAAUUCACAUUAUCUCUCUUGCACCGGCAGCUCUUGCAUAGGGGCACUUGCUGGUGCCUCAUACAUAAAUCAAGAAAUUCAAAAAAAGAGAAAGGAAAAUUGCUACCCUUCAGACACAUGAUGAGGUUCAGACAAGAAUCAUCACACAUGAUAAGGAUACCAUGGGACAUGUGGAUCUUGAUUGCAUUAGCCCUGUUUUGUCAUAGCAUGAUUGGGGUAUGUAAUGCUCAAGACUACGGUGAUCAGUCGUACACGCCGCCUAAGGAGGCGCAGAACUGUAAUGGGAUCUUCAUAUCAUACAACUUUCAGGGCAGGGAGAAAACGUAUCCGCUUGUCAAGAACGUGUCGGCUCAGGCGUGGUCAUUUAGGGCCUUGGCCACCGUGUUGAAUACGGGGGCGACCGAGCUCAAGUCGUGGAAGCUUUUCGUAGGAUUUCAGUAUAAUGAGCUGUUGGUUGGGGCUGAUGGGGCUGUGAUUUUGGAUGGGGAUCCGGAAGGGGAUGGGGAUGGGUUCCCCAUUCGUGUGGGGAAGAAUGGGACGGUGCUGGCGGGAUAUCCGCAGGCUGAUCUGAAGACGGCAAUCGACACAGCUGGGGAUUUCACGCAGAUGCAAGCUCAGGUUACCUUGAAAGGGACUCAAUUUGGGGUCAGCGCCAAAGCUACUCCCUUGCCCAAGUCCAUAAAGCUUGCCAAUGAUGGUUAUGUAUGUCCUAAACUCACCAAGAAAGGUGGUUACAUGUAUAGCUGUUGCAGAAAGGACCCGAAAUAUAAACCAAAGGAAAAGAUCACUAAAACCAAGUUCCUCAAACGCCAACAGGGCGAUCUCACCAUGACUUACGACAUCGUUCAAGCUUAUGAGGCAUCAUAUCAUGCACAGAUCACUAUUGACAACAACAAUCCGCUUGGUCGUCUCGAUCAAUGGAACUUGACGUUUCAGUGGAUGAGAAACGAGUUCAUUUACAGCAUGAGGGGAGCCUAUACUCACAUAAAAGAUCCAGCUGAAUGCAUUUACGGCGCACAAGGACAGUACUAUAAGGAUUUGGAUUUCUCUAAUGUAGUCAACUGCCAAAAAAUUCCUGUCAUCUCGGAUCUCCCGUCUGAGAAAGAGAACGAUGACAAAGUUGGUAAGUUGCCUUUUUGCUGCAAGAAUGGUAUUCUUAUGCCAAAAACGAUGAACGAGACCAAAGCAAGAGCCAUUUUCCAGAUGGAGGUUUACAAGCUACCACCUGACAUGAAUAGGACCGCGAUCACCCCACCUCAGAACUGGCAUAUCCAAGGCCGCCUCAAUCCGACCUACAGGUGUGGUCCGCCCAUCAGAGUUGAUCCAACCGAGUUCCCAGAUCCUACCGGACUUCCUGCCAUAUCAGCAGCCAUCGCAAGCUGGCAAAUCAGUUGUAACAUCACUAGUCCCAAGCCCAAAAAAGCUAAAUGCUGCGUCAGCUACUCGGCUUAUUAUGCUGAUGGGGUCAUCCCUUGCAACACGUGCGCCUGCGGUUGUGAUGAAGACACCCGCUGUGACGCCAAUGCGCCCGCCCUGGCUCUUCCUUCAAAUGCUCUGCUUGUGCCUUUCGAGAACAGAACCGAACUUGCAAAAGCGUUCUCCCACAUUCAGCACAAGAAACUGCCUAAAAAACUGCCUUGUCCUGAUAACUGUGGAGUGAGCAUAAACUGGCACAUUGAUUCAGAUUACAGGACUGGAUGGACAGCAAGGGUAACUAUUUUCAACUGGGAAACCACACCUUUCGUCGACUGGUUCUCCGCCGUCCGGAUGAAGAAGCCCCAAAUCGCUCUUGAGAAAGUAUAUACUUUCAACGGCACAAAAAUGACUAGUCCCAGUAACACCAUUUUCAUGCAAGGGAAUCCAGGGGAGAACUACUUGAUGGCAGAGACAAACUCAAGUAAACCUCUAGUGGAACCGAGAAUUCCAGGAAAGCAGCAAUCUGUGAUCCAAUUCUCCAAGAAACACCUUCCUCAUCUCAAUGUUGUAGCAGGGGAAGGAUUCCCUUCAAAAGUGUUCUUUAACGGUGAAGAGUGUGCUCUUCCCAAAGAGUUUCCUAAACAAAGUCCUGCCCAUCAAACGUCGGCCGGCCUUCUUCCUGCAAUACUUGUUCUUGCUCUCUCUUUUCUGCUCUUGACGGAUCGCUUGAACUGAGGAAAUCUGCAGAGGCUUCUUCCUAAUUCAAUGCUGCUUCCCCAGCUCCCAUGUUAAUAAAUUUUUGUCUGGAUAGUUUUUCUCUGCAAGAAAGUGGAGACGCUAGUGGCAUUUGAAGAGGAGAUAAAGAACCACAGGGCUGUGGAUGCUAUCACACUUAAGACAUUAUUGUUUCAGCAAGCCGAUGAAGAGAUUUGAAUAAAAGUAGUUUGUUAUAUAGGUAUUUCUCCUUGUUUCUAAGAAUAUUUAUACUCUUUUCUUUAGCUUACUAUAUACAGAUGAAAACAUUUAUUUCUUAGAGUACUUAGCAACAGACUAACAUGUUCUUAUCUUUAUGAUCAUGCCAAGAAAUUCCUAAAAAUGGACACACUGUUCAUUUUUUACUA